Messenger RNA from Engraulis encrasicolus (European anchovy), 1452 nucleotides. Its product is annotated as interferon-induced protein with tetratricopeptide repeats 5-like. The coding region runs from base 1 to 1452 and encodes 483 amino acids. NCBI's taxonomy places the organism in Eukaryota, Metazoa, Chordata, Actinopteri, Clupeiformes, Engraulidae. Gene Ontology annotation, cellular component: cytosol. Gene Ontology annotation, molecular function: protein binding. The transcript is spliced from 2 exons. The record is from RefSeq and is a predicted model, not a curated record. Gene Ontology annotation, biological process: defense response to virus.
AUGUUAGAACAUUGUCCUUCUCACGACAGAGCUUUGAAAACCAAUCUUCUAAAGCUGCAGUGUCAUUUUACUUGGGCUCUGAGCAAAGAAAACGCAGACCUGUCAGAUCUUCAGACAAGGCUGGAGGAUCAAAUUGAGCUUGACCUGGGCAAGAAAGAAGGAGCAGCUCGAUCCCACUGUUUUUUGGCCUUUGUUAGAUACCUGCAGGGGUCUUCAGAUGAUGCCAUUGCAAACCUAGUCCAAUCAGAGGAGCUUGUGAGAGAACAUCAUGGGGAGGACUAUGAGCAAUUUCUCAUUGUAACGUAUGGCAACUAUGCCUGGCUCCAUUACCAUCGUGGAGAAUACCCUCAGUGUGAGAGCUACUUGGAGAAGCUUGCUGAUAUCAUGCAGAAGUUCCCUACAGGGUCUCCAACUGUCCUUCACCCACAGGUCUACGGUGAGAAAGGCUGGACCUUUCUCAAGUUUUCCCAUAAGUAUUAUGACAGAGCGAAGGAGUACUUCAAAAGAGCCUUGGAGCUGGAGCCAGACAGCAGUGAAUGGAAUGCUGGCUAUGCCUUCGCUCUUUAUCGCACAGAAUUUGAGAUGCCAGGAGUUAAAGACUCAGAGACAGUUAAGCAACUACGAAGAGCCAUAGAGAUAAACCCACAGGAUGCAGUGCUAAGGGUUUUGUUAGGCCUGAGGCUGAACAUUUUGAAGCAGUACGAGGAGAGCGAGGAGUUGGUUGCGGAUGCUCUCGAAAUGGAUCCAAGCAACCCACACGUGAUCCGUUAUGUGGGCAAAUAUUUCCGCCACAAUGGUUCUGUGGAUCGGUCCAUUGUCUUGCUCAAAAGAGCCAUGGAGCGCACCCAGAACUCUGCCUUUCUUCACCAUCAACUGGCGCUGUGCUACAAGAGGAAAAAGUUAGCCUUGUUUCGCACCGCAGGGGGCAAGGGCAAAGGUCGUGAGAUCUCGCAGCUCAUCUGCCAGGUCAUCUAUCAUCUGGAGCAGGCCACGACUCUUAAGGCAAACUUCAUUCUCGCCAUGGCUGACCUAGCACUACACUAUGGGGAGAGCAAGGCCAUGGCCCGGGCUGAGGAGAUGUUUAAGUCUACAUUCGACGCUGCCAGGGAGAAACGGGAGGCGUUACAGGUCGUCCACCUUUACUACGCUCAGUAUCAGCAGCACUGCAAAAAGCGUGAAACACUGGCCAUCAAGCACUACAGAGACUGUUUGACACUUGAACCGACAACAUACGAGGGGAAGCAGAGUGCCUCAAGCUUGAAGGAAAUUGCAGAGAAACGUCUGGCCAGAGAUCGCCAUGAUGCAGAGGCCUUUGGGAUUCUGGGCUUUGUCCAUAAGGCGAAAGGAGAGAGACGCCGGGCUUUGGAGUGCUUUGAGAAAGCGAUGGAGAUCGACUGCAGCAAUGACGAGUAUCUCAGUGCGCACUGCGAGCUCAGCUUGUCUUUGCAGUAA